AUAAUUAGUAUUAUGAAUUUUCUUUUACUUAGAUAAAAAUGGGUUAUUUUUUUAAUAUAUUAUGAACCGAGGAAGUUCGUGUUGCUGUUGUGUGACAUCAAUUAUUGUAUCAUCAUUAAUUUUUUGCUUGUCACUAAUAUUCUAUUUUAUUGGAUAUAUAAUAAAGACAAAUUCUAUAAAAGCCUCCAUAUAGCAACAUCAUUGUCAUAUAGCAACACCAUUGUCAUAUAGCAACAGCAUCGUCAUAUAGCAAGAUCAUUAGUCGUCUGUAAAUAAAGCUUCAAACAUGUUGCAACAAAUACUGAAAGAUAUGUAUAUUGAUCCAGAACUUCUUGAAGAGUUGUCAGAGGAACAAAAACAGAUUUUGUUUCAUAAAAUGAGGGAGGAGCAAAUACGCAGAUAUAAGGAGCUAGAAAUUAAAUUAGAGGAGGAGGAAAAAACCAAACCUUUGCAAAAAAAAAAAAGCAACAAAAAAGUUACUUUUCUAUGUGAAGGUGAUAAGAUUAUUGUAGAGUAUAUCCAAGAUGUUGAUCCUAUAGAACUAAAAAAAAAAGAAGAAGAAGAUGCACUUCAAAGAGCUGCUGAUCAAGCACGUUAUGAAGCAGAAUUAAGUCGAAAGAAAGAACUUGAAGAGUUAGAAGCUCGAAAACUAGAAGAAAAAAUUAUAAAUAACAAAGAAACAAAAGUGUCAGAUAAUGUUUUGAAAAAUGAAGAUAAUUCUCAGACGACUACAGAUAUAAAACUUAAAACAGAUAAGGACGAAAUUGAAAAGUUAGAAAAGAUUAAACUUGAAGUAGAUGCACAAAAUAAAUUCCUUGAAGCAAAAAAAAAAGAAGAGGAAUUAAAAAAACGUGAAGCAGAACUUCUUGAGCAAGAAAAUCAACGCAAAGAAGAGCUUUACCAGCAAGCAAAGAAACUUCAAGAACAAAAGCGAAAACAAGAAGAAGAAGAGAACAAGCGGCUUGAGGAAGAAUGGAAAGAGCGAGAAGCUAAAGCUAAGAUGGAAGAUGAAAAACGUCGAAAUUCAUUUACUCAGAGCAAAGUAGAAUACAAGCGAAUACAGAAAUUAGCCAAAGAAAGAGAGGAGUUAAGUAAAUUGCAAAAGCAAAUUCCUGUUCAUGAAGAAGAGCAUCAUAAAGAAAAAACUCGUACUGUUGCUUUAGUUAGUGUAAUUUCUGAUCAAGAACAAAUCUCAACUUCCUUAAACCAUACCGAUCGAAAAUCUUUGAAAAAAGAUGAUCGGUCAAUGCGCCCACCUCUUCCGCCACGCCCAACAAUAUCUGGUCCAGUAAAUGUCAGUACUGUCACAAGAAGUCAAAAUGAUACUGUUGCUAUUAAACGUGAUGUGGUUAAACCCACGAAUCGACCUCCUCCAGCACCUGAACAGCCUGAUGUUGUAAAAAAUCAAAUUCGACCUGCUAGGCCUAAAAACCGAGAAGAGGUUUCAAAAUGGUGGAAGGAAAUUGAAUAUUCUCGACAAGCUGGGCUUGAUAAAGAGUUUAAUCCGUUAUUAUGGUUUCAUGGUAUUAUUUCCCGCCAUGAAGCAGAGAAAAUUUUAGAAAAGAAAGACAAAGGUUCCUUUUUAGUAAGAGUUAGCGAACGCGUAUGGGGUUAUACAGUAUCAUUUAAAGAUAUUGCUCGAUGUAAACAUUUUCUUAUUGAUACCUCUGCUAAUGGUUAUCAAUUUUUUGGUACAGAACAGAUUGUUCAUAAUUCUUUAAAUGAAUUAAUUGAUUAUCAUAAAAUAAAUCCUAUAUCUGGAUUAGGUCAGGAGAUAUUAAUUUAUCCAUGCGGUCAAGAAACUAACCCACCAGAUUAUGCUGAUUUAUUUGUUGAAAAUACUUUGGUUUAAUAUGAUAUACAUACACUGUUUUGCAUUGCAUACAGAUAACAACAAAUUAUAUUUAUAUUAUCAUAAUGUUACUUGUAAACCUAAUUUACCUUGUUAAAUAAAUUUGUAGAAAAUUUGUAGAUAAAAAGAUUAGGAAUUAUUGUCUGUAUUUUGCACACAGUUGUAAAUAGUAUGAUUUGUGUUUUCAUUA
This is a messenger RNA of Hydra vulgaris (swiftwater hydra), 2042 nucleotides long. Its product is annotated as SH2 domain-containing protein 4A. The record is from RefSeq and is a predicted model, not a curated record. Lineage: Eukaryota; Metazoa; Cnidaria; Hydrozoa; Anthoathecata; Hydridae. Gene Ontology annotation, cellular component: cytoplasm.